Messenger RNA from Cervus elaphus (red deer), 9344 nucleotides. RefSeq names its product microtubule associated monooxygenase, calponin and LIM domain containing 3 (gene MICAL3). Gene Ontology annotation, molecular function: FAD binding; protein binding. The transcript is spliced from 42 exons. Bases 592 to 7104 code for a protein of 2170 amino acids. The record is from RefSeq and is a predicted model, not a curated record. Lineage: Eukaryota; Metazoa; Chordata; Mammalia; Artiodactyla; Cervidae.
CCCGCCCCACCCGGCGGCAGCGCCGCUACCACAGCAGCAGCCGUGGUGCUGCUCGCGCGGGACGCCGACUGCUGAGGGGGCGGCUGCGGGUUGAGGCGCCGGCCAGAGCGGGGGUCGCCGCGGGACUAGGCCGCCGGACGCCGCGGCCGAGGGUCUGGACUGCGGGCUGCGGCCGGGACGCUGGCGCAGCGCGGCAUGAGGCGGAGGUCUCAGACUGUCAGCUCCCUAGUAGAGCCCUCAGUAGGAUUGGAUGAAUAAUACACGCUGAGUGCCAAACGUGCUAUCGCCUGGCUGGCAGCAGAUGGUUGUACAGUCUGUGGAAGGUAAAGGCCCACCACCUGCUGGCCAGUGGGGCUGGAGUCUUUGGAGGAGCCCACAGGUCAUGCACAGAGGAGCCUAGUUCCCCAACCAGGGUGAAAUUGCCCCCCUGCAGAGGAAACAUGAAGUCUUCGCCACUGAACUGCCAGGGGAGUCCUGAUAUAUAUCUUUCUUGUCCAGUUUUGUUUUACUCUUUAAGGUUAAGGUGACGGCGUCAGUCGGAUCCACAGCCCUCCCCCUGCCCCACCUGUCCGGGGCGCCAAGAGUGGGGACAUGGAGGAGAGUAAGAACGAGGCCACGAAUCGGGCCCACGUCCUCUUUGACCGCUUCGUGCAGGCCACCACCUGCAAGGGGACCCUCAAGGCCUUCCAAGAGCUCUGCGACCACCUGGAACUGAAGCCUAAGGACCACCGCUCCUUUUAUCACAAGCUCAAGUCCAAGCUUAACUACUGGAAAGCCAAGGCCCUCUGGGCAAAGCUGGACAAGCGGGGCAGCCACAAAGACUACAAGAAGGGAAAGGUGUGCACGAACACCAAGUGUCUCAUCAUUGGAGCCGGCCCCUGUGGUCUCCGCACAGCCAUUGAUUUGUCCUUGCUGGGAGCUAAGGUGGUCGUCAUUGAGAAGCGAGACGCCUUCUCCCGCAACAACGUCUUGCACCUCUGGCCGUUCACCAUACAUGACCUGCGAGGUCUGGGUGCCAAGAAGUUCUACGGCAAGUUCUGUGCUGGGGCCAUCGACCACAUCAGUAUCCGUCAGCUUCAGCUGAUACUUUUGAAAGUAGCCUUGAUCCUAGGCAUUGAGAUCCACGUCAAUGUGGAAUUCCGAGGACUUGUGGAGCCUCCUGAGGAUCAAGAAAAUGAACGGAUAGGUUGGCGGGCCCUGGUGCAUCCCAAAACGCACCCUGUGUCAGAAUAUGAGUUUGAAGUGAUCAUCGGUGGGGAUGGCCGCAGGAAUACCUUGGAAGGAUUUCGUCGGAAAGAAUUCCGUGGCAAAUUGGCCAUUGCCAUUACAGCGAAUUUUAUUAACCGAAAUACAACAGCAGAAGCCAAAGUGGAAGAAAUCAGUGGUGUGGCUUUUAUAUUCAACCAAAAAUUUUUCCAGGAACUGAGGGAAGCCACAGGGAUCGACCUGGAGAACAUUGUCUACUACAAAGAUGACACACACUACUUCGUUAUGACCGCCAAGAAGCAGAGCUUACUGGACAAAGGGGUGAUACUGCAUGACUACGCCGACACGGAGCUCUUGCUCUCCCGGGAGAAUGUGGACCAGGAGGCCCUGCUGAGCUACGCCCGGGAGGCAGCCGACUUCUCCACCCAGCAGCAGCUGCCGUCGCUGGACUUCGCCAUUAACCACUACGGGCAGCCUGACGUGGCUAUGUUCGACUUCACGUGCAUGUAUGCCUCCGAGAACGCGGCCCUGGUGCGGGAGCACAAUGGACACCAGCUGCUGGUGGCUCUGGUGGGGGACAGCCUCCUGGAGCCUUUUUGGCCGAUGGGAACAGGAAUAGCCCGGGGCUUUCUGGCUGCUAUGGACUCUGCCUGGAUGGUGCGCAGCUGGUCUCUGGGGACGAGUCCCUUGGAAGUCCUGGCAGAGAGGGAAAGCAUUUAUAGGUUGCUGCCUCAGACCACCCCUGAGAAUGUGAGCAAGAACUUCAGCCAGUACAGCAUCGACCCUGUCACCAGAUACCCCAACGUGAACGUCAACUUCCUCCGGCCGAGCCAGGUGCGCCAUCUGUAUGAUACUGGAGACACAAAAGAUGUUCAUCUGGAGAUGGAGAACCUUGUGAAUUCCCGAACCACCCCAAAGCUGGCCCGCAACGAGUCUGUGGCUCGUUCCAGCAAGCUGCUGGGAUGGUGCCAGCGGCAGACAGACGGCUAUGCUGGGGUGAACGUGACGGACCUCACCAUGUCGUGGAAGAGCGGCCUGGCCCUGUGUGCCAUCAUACACCGAUACCGCCCUGACCUGAUAGAUUUUGACUCUUUGGAUGAGCAGAAUGUGGAGAAGAAUAACCAGCUGGCCUUCGAUAUUGCUGAGAAAGAGCUGGGCAUUUCUCCCAUCAUGACAGGCAGAGAGAUGGCCUCGGUGGGGGAGCCGGACAAGCUGUCCAUGGUGAUGUACCUGACCCAGUUCUACGAGAUGUUCAAGGACUCGCUCCCCUCCCGAGACGCUUCAGACCUGAACGCGGAGGAGAGGGCUGUCCUAAUAGCCAGCACCAAGUCCCCUAUCUCCUUCCUGAGCAAACUCGGGCAGACCAUUUCUCGGAAGCGCUCCCCCAAGGACAAGAAGGAGAAGGACUUGGAUGGCGCUGGGAAGAGGAGGAAGACCAGCCAGUCAGAGGAGGAGGACACGCCCCGCGGCCACAGAGGAGGGAGGCCCACCCUGGUGAGCACGCUGACCGACCGGAGGAUGGACGUGGCCCUCGGCAACCAGAACAAAGUGAAGUACAUGGCAACCCAGCUGCUAGCCAAGUUUGAGGAGAAUGCGCCCCCACAGUCUGUGGGUGUGAGGAGACAGCUGACACAGGAGCGUGGGGUCAGCCAGCCGUCCAGCUGCCUGCCUGAGCAGGGUCGCUCUGCUCCCACCCCCCAGUGGAAACAGCGACGGGACAAGCAACGUUCUCGGACCUGCCCCAAAAAAGUGAUCACCCUCUCUCCUCCCCCUACUCCGCCUCCCUGUCGGGCACGUGGCGGCCAACAGACACACGGGGAUCUUGAUGCCGACAGCUGUGGCAAGCAGAGCCCCCAGCACGAGAGGCCAGAACCUGAGCCUUCUCGUCGAUUUUUUGUCGAUCAGUGGGAGCUUUCCCUAAGCCUCCGCUCCGCCAGCCGCCCUGCUUCUCCCUCCUCCGACUCCCUCCGACAGAAGUAUAUAAAGAUGUACACGGGCGGAGUGAGCUCAUUGGCUGAGCAGAUAGCCAAUCAGCUUCAAAGGAAAGAACAACCCAAAACCCUUCUAGACAAGAAGGAACUGGGCUCCAUAAAGAAGGAGUUCCCGCAGAACUUGGGAGGCAGCGACACCUGCUAUUUCUGCCAGAAGCGGGUCUAUGUGAUGGAGCGGCUGAGUGCCGAGGGCAAGUUCUUCCACCGGAGCUGCUUCAAGUGCGAGCACUGUGCCACCACCCUGCGCCUGUCAGCCUACGCCUACGCCCUCGAGGACGGUAAAUUCUACUGCAAGCCACACUACUGUUACCGGCUGUCCGGCCCUGCGCAGAGGAAGAGACCGGCAGGGGCGCCUCUGUCUGGAAAGGAGGCCCGGGGACCCCUGCAGGACAGCCCGGCCGCAGACGCCAGCGGACGGCCCAGCACCAGUGCCAGCCCUGCUGAGAGAAGCCCAGGCCCAAGCGUGAAUGGCCUAGAGGAGCCUAGCGUCGCCAAGAGACUGCGGGGCACCCCGGAAAGGAUCGAGCUGGAAAACUACCGGCUGUCGGUGCGGCAGGCGGAGGGGCUGGAGGAGGUGCCUGAGGAGACGCAGGCCGAGCACAACCUGAGCAGCGUGCUGGACACGGGGACGGAGGAGGACGCAGCCAGCAGCAGUUCGGAGUCAGAGAUGGAGGAGGAGGAGCCCCCGCUGCCCACCUCGGACCUGGGCGGCGUUCCCUGGAAGGAGGCCGUGAGGAUCCAUGCGCUCCUGAGAGGGAAGAGUGAAGAGGAGCUGGAAGCCUCCAGGAGCUUCGGGGCCGGGGAGGAGGACGAGGAAGACGAGGAGGAGGAGGAGGAGGAGGAAGAGGAGGACGAAGAGGACGAGGAGGACGAGGAGUCUAGUGAAGUCGGGAGCCCGAGGAGGCUGCAGCAGCUGCUGAACCUGGCCGAUCCCCUGGAGAUCCAGGCCGACGUGCACUGGACGCAUAUUCGUGAGAACCAGGAGGAGCAAGCAGCACUGGCGCCCGAGUCCCCCCUUCCUGGAGUGCCUGGCCUCCCCUCCGUCCGCCGUGCAGCAGUACAGGCCUGGCUGGAGUCGGUCUCCGGAGUCCCAUUCGAUGAGGAUGACCUGGAAGGAGAUGUGGACUCAGAACCAGCAGAGAUCGAAGGGGAGGCAGCAGAGAAUGGGGACGCAGGGGACACUGGCGCUGAGCUGGAUGACGAUCAGCACUGGUCGGACGACAUCCCGUCCGAGGCCGACACGGAGCUGCACCGGCCAGCAGUGGGAGCAGAGCUGGAGCUGAGGGUGUCGGACGGCGAGGAGGAGCUACGACCAGCCUCAGCAGGGCACCCAGAGAGAGGUCCCUCCCGAGUCUCCAGCCCCACCCGGUCCCCUGAGGAGCCCACAGGCCUGUCCUCCCCAGCCCGCAGCCCCGGGGCACAGAGCGCCCAUACCCACCUUGCCACUGUGGCCACCAGGGUAGGGUCACCCGCCGAGAGUCCUCUGCUGGAGCCCUCGACCCCGCCAGCGGAGCCUGAAGCUCGCCCUCCCAUCCGAUCACAGCCUGAAGCCAGGACGCCGCCCUCGCCUGCCAGCCCCCAGCGCCAGUCCCCACCCGCCCCACUGCCCAUCUGCUCCCAGCCUCAGCCGUCCCCUGAGGCCACCGUGCCAUCCCCCACCCUGUCCCCCAUCCGCUCCCAGCCCGUGCCGGCCAGAACCUCCACCCCUCUGGCCCCCCUCCCCGUGAAGAACCAAGGGGUCACCAAGGACACACUGGGCAGCCCCCUCCCUGGGGACGAGGCCCUGAAACGCAGCGACCUGGUGGCUGAGUUCUGGAUGAAGAGUGCCGAGAUCCGCCGCAGCCUGGGGCUCACGCCCGUGCGCCGGAGCCCGGGGUCUGAGCCUGCCUUCCAGUCCCCUCCCCUGAAGGCCUAUCCAGCAGAGAAGGCCCCCCAGAGCGAGGGGCUCCGGCUCCUAAAACCCCCAUCUGUCCCCAGGAAACUGGGGCUGCCCACCGCCGAGGGUGCCCAACCCUGCCCGCCCACCCCUGUGUCCCCACCCGACAGGGAGCCGAAGGGCCCCCGGGAGGAGCACAGAGACCUGUCCAGCAGCUCAGGGCUGGGCCUGCAGGGUAGCUCCUCCCGCACCAGGACACCGGGCAGCCAGAGCUUCAACACCUCUGACUCCACCAUGCUCACGCCCCCUUCCAGCCCGCCACCCCCGCCUCCUGAUGAGGAGCCCGCUACCCUUCACAAGAAGCCAGCCCUGGCAGGGCAGCCUGUGGCCUCGACACCCACACCCCCGGCUGCCUGCGUGAGGCCCCCGCGGGAGCCCGCCCAGCCCCCCCAAGAGGAGGCACGGAAGUCUUUCGUGGAGAGCGUGGAUGAGAUCCCCUUCGCAGAUGACGUGGAGGACACAUAUGACGACAACACGUGUGAUGACCGCACGGAGGACUCGAGUCUGCAGGAGACCUUCUUCACACCCCCCUCCCACUGGCCCCACCCCAAGCCACCCUUGGCUGCAGAGAACGGCCGGGGGCCGGAGAGUGGGGUCCCAUUGCAGAAGCGGGGGCUGCCGCUGGUCUCGGCCGAGGCCAAGGAGCUGGCGGCCGAGCGCAUGCGGGCUCGGGAGAAGUCGGUGCGGAGCCAAGCACUGAGGGACGCCAUGGCCCGGCAGCUGAGCAGGAUGAAGGAGAUGGACGUAGCGGCUGCAGCCCCUGGGACCCCCAGGACCCCCGCACCCCGCAGAGCCGCUGCUGUGCCCCCCAAGGGCCCCGAGGAGCCUGCCCCGAGGCAAGAAGCCACAAAUGAGGAGGUGCUGUCCCCUCCCUCAGACUCAGGGGGCCCGGAUGGCUCGGUCACCUCGUCAGAGGGCUCCAGCGGGAAAAGCAAGAAGAGGUCAUCCCUCUUCUCUCCUCGGAGAAGCAAGAAAGAGAAGAAGCCCAAGGGCGAGGGCCGGCCCCUGGAGAGGCCUAGCCCCGGCACUCUGGAGGAAGUGGCCGCCAAGCCCAGGUCUCUGUGGAAGUCCGUCUUCUCCGGGUACCGGAAGGACAAGAAGAAGAAGAGCGACGGCCGAUCUUGCCCCAGCACCCCUUCCAGCGGGACCACAGUGGAUGCCGGCAAGCCCAGGGCAUCUCCCGUCUCAAGAGCAGGUCGCCGGGGGGUGGGCCCGCUGCUCACGAUCUGCUCGGCCCUGCCUCCAGAGCUGCGGACCCGGCGCCAGCUGAGCUGCUCGGAGGACUCAGACCUCUCCAGCGAUGACGUCCUCGAGCGGACCUCCCAGAAGUCCAGAAAAGAGCCGAGAACUUACACUGAGGAGGAGCUGAAUGCCAAGCUGACCCGACGGGUGCAGAAGGCAGCUCGGAGGCAGGCCAAGCAGGAAGAGCUGAAACGGCUGCACCGCGCCCAGAUCAUCCAGCGGCAGCUGGAGCAGGUGGAGGAGAAGCAGCGGCAGCUGGAGGAGAGGGGGGUCGCCGUGGAGAAGGCGCUGCGUGGGGAAGCAGUUGAGCCCAGUGGCGGGACUCCACGGCGUAGACCUCUCUCCUUCUGCCCUUGCUGUGUCCAGGAAGGCAUGGGCAAGAAGGAUGACCCCAAGCUGAUGCAGGAGUGGUUCAAGCUGGUGCAGGAGAAGAACGCCAUGGUGCGCUACGAGUCGGAGCUGAUGAUCUUUGCUCGGGAGCUGGAGCUGGAGGACCGGCAGAGCCGGCUGCAGCAGGAGCUCCGCGAGCGGAUGGCGGUGGAAGACCACCUGAAGACGGAGGAGGAGUUGGCAGAGGAGAAGAGGAUCCUGAACGAGAUGCUGGAGGUGGUGGAGCAGAGAGACGCCCUGGUGGCCCUGCUGGAGGAACAGCGGUUGCGGGAGAAGGAGGAGGACAAGGACCUGGAGGCCGCCAUGCUGUCCAAGGGCUUCAGCCUGCACUGGUCCUGAGCACCCGCCCAAGCCUGGCUGGUCUGUCCACUGCCUGAGCCGGGCUGCUUCUCCCAGAUCCCCCUCCCGGACCCCAGGUCUGAGUGGGCCUGGCGCCUCCGGGGAAUUUGCACUCAGGUCCACGUGGCUCUGAGAAGGGUUCAGGCACCUGAGCUAUGGGGAGCCCUGGGUGAAGCUGGUUGUCCAACGGCUCAGCCUCCUUGGAGGAAGUCCCCUGCCCACCCACUCCAGAGCGCGAGAGUGUAGGGGCGUGCCCAGGAAAGGUGUCUGGGAGGACGCAGUGACCACGCUUCCCUGGCACCAUGCAGAAGUGGAUGAGAAGCCCAGCUCACACCCCAGGCCUCUCCUGGCUGUGCCCUGCGGCUGCUGCAUUUGCUUUUAAUUCACAACACUGGAAAAUACUGACUGGGGUCAGGCAGGGACCCGAGUUCUGGCCCCGCCAGCAGGCUGGCCUUGUCAUGGACGCCUCGUGGCGGGUGGGAGGCUGUCCUCCAUGCCUGGUUCCUGUGCUUGCACCAAACAAGGCUUACAGCCUGGGAGAUGCAGCCUCUGGGGACCCUCUUUGUCAAUUAACUUAUUUUUUUAUACUUGAAGAGAAGCAGCUUCACUUUUGUAUCUUUACUGGGACCCUGAUGCCCUGGCACCCGGGUCGGGGUGUGGACCUGGGUCCCAUCUGACUGUGCUGCCCUCCAUUCAUCACCCCCUUCUUCCUGGGGCUGACCGGAGCCCUCCUGUCAGAGAGACCCUGUGUGGGCCCCAAUGCGCUGCUCCCAUCCCCUGUGCCUGGCCCCAGGUGUCCACGUCUGCACCGCUCACUCAUCAAGAAUGUACUUGAGCUGCUGGAGGCCAGGCCGCGGGCCAGGUACCGCUCAGAAUCCUCCCUGUUGAAAUCCCGGGUCCAUGGGACCUGUGUUUUUCUCCGUUUUGGAGCCAAGGUCUCAUCUCCCACGUUGACUGAAGACGGUUUAGGCUGUGGCACCAGCGUGAGGGACCCUGCUUGGUGAGGCCCGGACCCAGCAACCGGAGCUGCGGUGACAGCACUCAGACGGAACUCUGGUCGGGAAGUCACACACACACACACAAACACACACACGGCAGCUUCUGCCCAGCUCCCUGCUCACGCCUCUUCGUGGGGAGGCACUCUCGGGCCGUGGUUCAGCCAGAGGCUGACCGUGUCCAGCUCCCAGAAUCUGCAGUGGCCGUACCCGUCUGCAGAGGAGCUCGGUCGGUGCCAGGCCGGUCCCGAGACCCUCCAGCCCGCCUGGUGGAGCAGGACCACACGCUGGAAAGGGAGGCUGUAGGGGCAGGAUGAGGGGCAUCCAUACCAGCCUCGGAACGUCCUUGGGGAACCACAUCGUGCCUCAACUUGAACACAUUCAUUCUCACGCAAAGGAGCAGAGAACUGUCUUCUUGAGUCUGUCCCAAAGCUGUCAUCUGUCACCCCCUGGAAUCCAGGGGGCUCGUGGCUCUGACCCUCACUUCCUGCUUGUUGAGGCAGAGCCUCUAUUUCUGUUCUCCUUUCUUAACAGGGGAGCAGAGGGUGUUCUAGAUUCCAUCUUUAAACCCCAGCCUUCCGAUAAAACUGGGCUUGGGACAGGAUUCAUCGCCUGUGUGGCCUUUGCCAACCCUUCCCACCCACCACCCGGUGCACCGUGACUGCCAGGCCCGUCCACCCAGGACGAGGACGCGUUUAUGAAGUAGCCAGAAGGGACGCGGCACUGCCCUGCGGAAGCGCACCAUGCCUGCCGACAUGAGGAAGGCCUGGAGCUGCAGAGAAGCUCAGAAAUGCUCCCCAGCUCCCUUCCGCGGUGCUGCGACUUCAGGUUCCAGUGGAGCACUUUUUCUGAACGCUCCAUUUCAUAACCACUAGUGUGCAGGUUGUCGUAGUGCCUGCUGACAGGCUGCUGCAGUUUCCAGCUCUGGGGAUGCACAGCUCCUGUCUCGUCCCCACGCGGGCAGGGCCGCAGGAAGUCUCCCUCUGCAGCGCUGGGUGUGGGUGAGCCCACGCCACAGCCGAGGGCUCAGCCUGCUCAGAUGGCGUCUUCCAGCCUUCGCCCCAGGAGCCAUCCUCCAGCUGCCCUGACCAGCAAUGAGAGGCUAUUCCCGAUCUUUUCAAAGAGCAGGAUUUUUUUCAGUAGGGCAGAAAGUGGAGUUUACAGAAAACAACUUUAGAGGUGGAAACAACUGACCUACAAAGGGGAAUGGGCCAUUUUAUGCGCAAUAAAAGUUUCUAAAAGGAA